UGAUACGCAACAAAACACUUGGAGCCAAAAAAGAUAGAAAUAAAAAACGAGAAAACAGAGACGAAAAGAAUAAAUUAAAGCCAACAUUAUACCAAAGCUUCUCGUUUCAGAUUCUUCUCUCUUAUUAAUUAAGAGAGAAAUUUACCCACCAAAAUCACAAUUAGGGUUUUCUAUUAGCCCUUUUAGUACGAUAUUUCCCCCCUCUCACUCCCAGUUCAUCUUAUAUUUUCACCUUCCUUUUUUUUUUUUUCCUUUAUAAUUAUUAUCAUCAUUUGUCACACCGAUUCUUUUCUGUUUGUAGAUAUUUUCUUUUCCCUUCGCUUUUAGGAUUUGUUUCUAUCAAUUGGGGACUUAAUUCCGUCGAAUUGGAUUGAUAAAGAUUGGAGCUUUGAUUGAAUUGAAUUGAAUAUUUUGGAAUUAGAAUUGUUAUCGCUGGAUAUGUUAAUAAUUUGGGGAUCAGAAGUGUGUGCGAUCAUCGCCGAUUGAUUGAUUCAAUCGGCGAGAGGGUUCGCCGGUUUUCAGGGGGGUUUGGGUUUUUGUAUGGAAACUCGGAGCCGGAAGCGGGUGGAGGCCACCUCGUCAGCGCCUUCUUCUUCUACUUCUUCUGGACCCACAACCCGCGCCACCAAGCGUGCUCGUCUCUCUUCCUCUUCUUCUUCUUCUGCCGCCACCGCCGUUACAGCUCCUCCCCCAGCUCCAACCACCACCACUACUACCAAAUCAUCGUCGAUCUCGACUCGCUCCCGCGCUGUGAAAAUCAGGUCGAAAGACCCAAAGAUGGACCCCACGAACGAAUCAUCCGGCUCCGGUUCCGGCACCACGCGUAGUCGACGUGGCAGAAACCCUAACCAUCACGCCGCUACUGCGGAAAAGGAUAAUAACAAUUCCGAUAAAGGUAAAGAGAAGGAGCAUGACGUCAGGAUUAGGGAACGAGAAAGGGUUCUUGAGGCAGAAAGAAGCCUCGGAUUGAACAUUGAUUCUUCUGGUGGCGGUAAUGGCGAAGACGAUGAUAACGACAACGACAGCGAUGGCAAUGUGGGGAUUCUACACCAGAAUCUAACUUCCGCCAGUAGUGCACUUCAAGGCCUGUUGAGAAAAUUAGGUGCCGGAUUAGAUGACUUGCUUCCCAGUUCCGCAAUGGCGGUGGGUUCCGGUUCUGGUUCCCACCAGAGUGGCCGGCUCAAGAAGAUCCUAUCGGGGCUGAGGGCGGACGGGGAGGAAGGUAAGCAAGUGGAGGCACUGACUCAGCUCUGCGACAUGCUUUCAAUUGGAACUGAGGAGUCUCUCAGUACAUUUUCGGUUGAUUCUUUUGUUCCUGUCCUUGUUGGGUUGCUGAACCACGAGAGCAAUGCUGACAUCAUGCUGCUAGCUGCAAGGGCGCUUACGCAUUUGGUAGAUGUGCUUCCGUCGUCUACUGCUGCAGUAGUGCAUUAUGGUGCUGUGUCGUGUUUUGUUGCAAGGUUGCUCACAAUUGAAUACAUGGACUUAGCUGAGCAGUCUCUGCAAGCGCUGAAGAAGAUAUCUCAGGAACACCCAACUGCUUGUUUGCGGGCUGGGGCAUUGAUGGCUGUUCUUUCCUACCUUGAUUUCUUUUCAACAGGGGUCCAGCGUGUAGCGCUCGCCACAGCGGCAAACAUGUGCAGAAAACUUCCGUCAGAUGCUGCUGACUUUGUUAUGGAAGCUGUUCCUCUUCUAACAAACCUGCUUCAGUAUCAUGAUUCUAAGGUUUUGGAGCACGCUUCUAUUUGCUUGACCCGUAUUGCCGAGGCUUUUGCCUCUUCUCCUGAUAAGCUGGACGAACUCUGCAACCAUGGACUGGUUACACAAGCUGCCUCUCUCAUUUCUACCAGCAAUUCUGGUCAAGCAUCCCUGAGCACUUCUACUUACACGGGAUUGAUAAGACUUCUCUCCACCUGUGCAAGUGGGUCUAAUCUGGGAGCCAAAACCUUACUGCUUCUUGGAGUAAGCGGGAUUCUUAAGGAUAUUCUAUCCGGUUCUGGUCUUGUUGCUGGAAUGUCUGUUUCACCUGCGUUAAGUCGGCCGCCGGAUCAGGUUUUUGAAAUCAUGAACCUGGCAAAUGAGCUUCUUCCUCCUUUGCCUCAAGGAACUAUCUCUCUUCCAGCUAGUUACAAUUUGUUCAUUAAAGGUCCACUUGCCAAGAAGCCAUCUGGCAGUAGUUCCGUGAAACAGGAAGACCUGAGUGGAAAUUCACAGGAAGUAUCACCUAGAGAAAAAUUAUUGCUUGAGCAACCUGAACUACUGCAGCAGUUUGGAAUAGAUCUUCUUCCUGUUCUUAUCCAGAUCUAUGGUUCCAGUGUCAAUGGUCCUGUCCGUUACAAGUGUCUAUCAGUCAUUGGAAAACUUAUGUACUUCAGCACUGCAGAUAUGAUUCAGUCUUUAUUAAGUGUUACAAAUAUAUCGAGCUUCUUAGCUGGGGUGUUAGCUUGGAAGGAUCCCCAGGUUUUGGUGCCUGCCCUUCAGAUAGCGGAAAUUUUAAUGGAAAAACUUCCAGAGACUUUCUCCAAGAUGUUCAUACGGGAAGGUGUAGUACAUGCAAUAGAAGCAUUGAUAAUAGCUGGUUCUCCAUGUGUUACUCCCCAGCUGCAAUCCUCCAUUGAAAAGGAUAAUGAUUCCAUAUCUGGAUCAUCAUCCCGCCCUAGACGUAAUCGACGUCGUGUUGGUGCUUCAAAUGCUGACGGUGAUGAUGUAAAGAAUCCUUCUUCUGCGUUUGGUUCACCACCAAAUUCUGCAGAUACUCCAUUAGCCAACUCUGGUAUUCGUGCUACAGUUAGUGCACGUGCAAAAGCUUUCAGAGGGAAGUAUUUCCCUUCAGAUCCAGAUGCCAUUGAUACUGGGAUCACAGAUGAUCUUUUGCAUUUAAAGAAUCUGUGUGUGAAACUCAAUGCUGGCACCGAUGAGCAGAAGACUAAAACAAAGGGAAAAUCAAAAUCUCUAGCUAUUCGUCUUCCUGAUCUGUCAGCCAGUAGAGAAAAGGAUUUAGCUGGAGUUGUAGCUGAUAUUUUGGGGGAACUUGGUAAAGGUGACGGUGUCUCCACUUUUGAGUUCAUAGGUAGUGGUGUCGUCAAAGCUUUGCUGAAUUAUUUUACUUGUGGAUACUUUUCCAAGGAUAAAGUUUCAGAAGCUGAUUUGUCUAAACUUCGACAACAAGCUAUUAGGAGGUACAAAUCUUUUGUUGCUGUUGCUCUUCCGUCUAGUGGUAAUGCAGGAAAUACAGUUCCUAUGAGUCUCUUGAUUCAAAAGCUUCAGAAUGCUUUGUCAUCCUUGGAACGCUUUCCUGUUGUUCUGAGCCAUACUUCUAGAUCAUCCGGUGGGAAUUCACGGCCUUCUUCUGGUUUAAGUGCUUUAGCACAGCCGUUCAAGCUGCGGCUUUGCAGAGCCCAGGGAGAGAAAUCCCUUCGUGACUAUUCGUCAAAUGUUGUUUUAAUAGAUCCAUUGGCAAGUUUAGCAGCUGUGGAAGACUUCCUGUGGCCACGAAUUCAACGAAGUGAUUCUGGUCAAAAAUCCUCAGGCUCGACAGCAAAUGCUGAUGCUGGGACUCCACAUGCUGGCGUGGCUGCCCCGACACCUUCUAGUUCGACACCUGCUUCAACUGCUCGGCGCCAUUCAACAAGAUCUAGAUCAGCACUUAAUAUAGGUGAUGCAUCAAAAAAGGAAACUACAGAUAAAGGAGCAAGCUCAUCAAAGGGUAAAGGAAAAGCCGUUUUGAAGCCAGCUUCGGAGGAAGGGAGAGGCCCUCAAACUAGAAAUGCUGCUCGUAGAAGAGCAGCUUUGGAUAAAGAUGCUCAAAUGAAGCCAGUAAAUGGAGACACUAGCUCUGAGGAUGAGGAUUUGGAUAUUUCUCCUGUUGAAAUAGAUGAUGCCUUGGUGAUUGAAGAUGAUGACAUAUCAGAUGAUGAUGAUGAUGAUCAGGAUGAUGUACUUGGAGACGAUUCCAUUCCCGUUUGUAUGCCAGAGAAGGUACAUGAUGUUAAGUUGGGCGACGCUGUUGAGGAUGCGUCUGGUGCUACUAGUGCACUUGACGGCCAGAUGAAUCAAGCUGUUGGUUCAAGCAGCAGAGCUCCUUCAGUUGGAGCUUCUGAUUCAGCCGAUUUCAGGAGUGGGGCCUCGUAUGGUUCAAGGGGAGCGAUGUCGUUUGCUGCUGCAGCCAUGGCUGGACUUGCUUCUGGUAAUGCUAGGGGCGCGAGAGGAGCUCGGGAUAGGCAUGGCCGUCUACUUUUUGGUUCAAGUGACCCUGCUAGGUUGAUCUUUUCUUCUGGUGGUAAGCAGCUCAAUAGACAUUUGACGAUUUAUCAGGCAAUCCAGAGACAGCUUGUCCUGGAAGAAGACGACGAUGAGAGAUAUGGUGGUGGUGAUUUUGUUUCUAGCGACGGAAGCAGGCUUUGGACUGAUAUUUACACCAUUACAUACCAUAGAGCGGAAAGUCAAUCGGAGAAUUCUUCAGUAGGGACUCCAAGUUCAGGGAAUCCUUCCAAGUCUUCAAAAGCUAGUUCAUCUGCUACUGUUAGCACAGAACAAGUAUCUCUUCUGGAUAGCAUUUUGCAGGGGGAGCUCCCUUGUGAUUUGGAAAAAAAUAAUCCUACAUACGAUAUAUUGGCUCUUCUGCGCGUGCUUGAGGUUUUGAAUCAGCUUGCACCUCGUCUACGCAUUCAGGCAGUGGUAGAUGAUUUCUCUGAAGGGAAACUUGCAAUCCUAGAUGCCCUUAAUGCAAAUGGUACCAAAGUUCCAUCAGAGGAAUUUAUCAAUAACAAACUAACGCCUAAACUAGCUAGGCAGAUUCAAGAUGCGCUUGCACUUUGCAGUGGUGCUCUCCCAUCUUGGUGUUAUCAAUUAACUAAAGCUUGUCCUUUUCUAUUUCCUUUCGAGACACGUCGCCAGUACUUCUACUCAACUGCUUUUGGUUUGUCUCGUGCUCUUUAUCGGCUUCAACAACAACAAGGUGCAGAUGGCCACGGUUCAACUAAUGAGAGAGAGGUGAGGGUGGGGCGAUUACAGCGCCAGAAAGUUCGUGUUUCACGUAAUAGAAUCCUGGAUUCUGCUGUGAAGGUCAUGGAAAUGUACUCCAGCCAAAAGGCAGUCCUUGAAGUUGAAUAUUUCGGUGAGGUUGGAACUGGCUUAGGUCCUACUCUUGAGUUUUACACUCUGCUGAGCCAUGACCUACAAAAGAACAAAUUGGGUAUGUGGAUUUCAACUGCUUCAGAAAGGUCCUCCAUGGACGUUGAUGUUGACAUGGAUGGAAAAACCAAUGACGUCUCUUCCGCUGAUAGAGAUCUUGUGCAUGCGCCUCUUGGAUUGUUUCCACGUCCAUGGCCCCCAACUGCUGAUACAUCUGACGGUAGCCAGUUUUCCAAAGUUGUUGAAUACUUCAGAUUGCUUGGGCGAGUGAUGGCUAAAGCUCUUCAGGAUGGGCGGCUAAUGGACUUGCCCCUUUCUACUGCUUUUUAUAAACUUGUGCUUGGCCAGGAACUCGAUUUGGAAGAUAUAAUUUCCUUCGAUGCUACUUUUGGCAAGACAUUGCAAGAAUUGCAGGCCCUUGUUUGUAGGAAACGGUAUCUGGAGUCAAUGACAGGUCCUAGUCAAGUUCAAAUUUCUGAUUUACGUUUUCAGGGGACUUCGGUCGAGGAUCUCUGCUUAGAUUUUACACUUCCGGGUCACCCUGAAUACGUAUUAAAAUCAGGAGAUGAAAAUGUCAACUUAAAUAACUUGGAGGAUUAUCUUUCACUGGUGGUUGACGCAACUGUCAGAGCUGGGAUUAGGAGGCAGAUGGAGGCAUUCAGAUCUGGCUUUAAUCAGGUGUUUGAUAUUUCGACUUUGCAAAUAUUCUCUCCUGAUGAGUUGGACUAUCUACUAUGUGGCCGAAGGGAGAUGUGGAAGGCGGAGACUUUGGCGGAUCACAUCAAAUUUGAUCACGGCUAUACUGCGAAGAGUCCUGCAAUUAUCAAUUUAUUGGAGAUCAUGGGAGAAUUCAGCCCUGAGCAGCAAAGGGCCUUCUGUCAGUUUGUGACUGGUGCGCCUCGACUCCCACCAGGAGGUCUGGCUGUGUUGAAUCCCAAGUUGACAAUCGUGCGGAAGCAUUCAUCCAUUCCAAGCAAUGCAAUGAACAAUGCUGCUGGGGCAUCAGAAUCUGCAGAUGAGGACUUGCCGAGCGUGAUGACAUGUGCCAAUUAUUUGAAGCUCCCUCCUUAUUCCACAAAGGAAAUCAUGUACAAGAAACUACUCUAUGCAAUUAAUGAAGGGCAAGGGUCAUUUGAUUUGUCUUGAGACUUUUGUCGAAGCAGAUGGAGAUUGUACAUUAGCUGUGAGAACACUUUUGUAUGACAACAUGAUUUUUUUUUUAAUUUGGAUUCAUCUGUGUUGCUGCUCAAUAAAGUCUCCGCCUCUUACGAGCAAGAUGUGGUGUAGUUGAGAGGCAUGUUAAUUAGGGGCAACAGGUAAAUCACCGGGCUUUUCUUAGGAUUAACUUAAUAUUGCAAUGUUUUUUUCACUUUCAACUCUUGGAGUACAUAGUUAGGGUUUUUUCUUUCUUUUCUUUUCUUUUUUCAUUACAGGGUUUUAGGUUUAGUUUUAGGGGGAAAAUACGCCACAAUAAAAAGUUCAUACCCUUGUGCCAUGGACGAGUCUGAUAGAGUCACAAUAUUUCAGGUGAAUUGAUGGCGGCAGUUUCUGAGGGAGGGCUGACUGGCUUGGCGAGCAAAGCAAAGAGGAAUUUCUGGGCUCUUGUGAGGAUUGUAAAUAAGUAGAAGAUUAUUCUUUGAUUUUCUGUUUUGACUUUUUUUUCUUUUUCCCUUGGGGGUGUAGGAAGAUGAUAUAUCAGAUACACGCCCGAAAGAUGUGUAAUAGUAGAGCUCUCUGAGAUGUUUUUUGAAGUUGGGAUGAUGAUAAACAUUUGUUAAAUUGAUUAGACAUUCUUCUUCCCGCAAAUAAAACAGUAUUAUGAUGAGCAGUACAGAUAAGAGAACUGAAAUAGAUGGAUGUAUGAAUACAUUGUGUGUUUGGAGCCAUCAUUUAAUGAGAAGUGGUAGAAGUUGUUAAUGCAGAUGUUUGUGACUAAUACCAAUUCCAUUUCUCAUGUUUGCCCCCUUCUCGUUACCCAAUUCUUGUGUGCAAAUCUGGGAAUUUUCGAUAGAGAUGGUUGACACGUUAUAUAUGCUCAAUAGGCGUUGUGUCAGUAUGAAUUCAUCGAAUUAUAUAAGUAGCUACAAUGUUUUCCUUUUGAGAUUAGGCCGAUUUAGGACUCAGAAUUGAAAGAUUGAGAGAUGGUUAGGUUUGUUAUUUGGCAAAAAGUAUCUUCAUGUCUUAGGUGCCUCUUUCGUGAGGUCUUCAAAAGUAUUACUACUACCUCUUGGGUUAUUCUUUUUCUGGGGGACGGAGGGAACGGAAGGAGUAUAUAAUAAAAUGCGAUGUAAUAAUUUAAGGAUGUUAUGAAAUACAUUUAUUUGUAGAUGUCUUUUGUCUUUACUAUUCUAUCUAUC
Molecule: messenger RNA, 7490 nt
Organism: Oldenlandia corymbosa var. corymbosa
Lineage: Eukaryota; Viridiplantae; Streptophyta; Magnoliopsida; Gentianales; Rubiaceae
Source: the annotation of a GenBank genome assembly